AUGGCCUUAUCAAAAGCUGUUAUCAAAGAUACUGACAUGGAAUUGAGUAUGCAAGAAGAAGCUGUCAAUGUAGGCGCAACUGGCAUGGAAAGACAUCAAGUCGAUAAAGAUGUUGCAUCUCAUUUGAAACAAUAUUUUAAUUUAAAAUAUGGUCGUACAUGGCAUUGUAUUGUUGGCAAACAGUUCGGGAGUGAUAUUUCACAUGAAGAACACUGCUUUAUAUACUUUUUCUUGGGUGAUAGAUCGUUUCUUCUUUUCAAAUCUGGUUAA
Messenger RNA from Trichobilharzia regenti, 270 nucleotides. NCBI's taxonomy places the organism in Eukaryota, Metazoa, Platyhelminthes, Trematoda, Strigeidida, Schistosomatidae. The record is from the annotation of a GenBank genome assembly.